This is a messenger RNA of Cavenderia fasciculata, 555 nucleotides long. RefSeq lists its product as uncharacterized. The coding region runs from base 1 to 555 and encodes 184 amino acids. The transcript has 3 exons. The record is from RefSeq and is a predicted model, not a curated record. NCBI's taxonomy places the organism in Eukaryota, Evosea, Eumycetozoa, Acytosteliales, Cavenderiaceae.
AUGGUUAAAAGUGAUUACAUCCAGCUUUCAUUCCCUCCUCCAUUGGGAUUUUUAAAUUUUAUAUCUGUAUCUCAACAACAAAAAGUUGAUCGACGUUCAAUUACUGUUACUGUUCUCGUUUAUGUUUGUCUGUCUGUUUGUUUGUUUGUUUUACCAACAACAACAACAACAACAACAACAACAGUUAAUAACAGUAAUAGUAAUAAUGAUCAUACAACAACAACAACGACAACAUUUAAUGAUAUAUUCAAAAUGACAUAUAUCAGAUCAUUGAUAUUCAAUCAAAUUGGUCAAAUAUUCAAAGUAGAGUAUGAUGCAAACCAAAAAGGUGAUAGACGAUAUUUGGGUGUCAAAGGAAGAGAUAUCAUCAAGUUGCCUUUUCUUGGAAUGAUAUCAAAGUAUGCAAUGCCAUUGCAGUUCAUUCGUCACUAUCUACCACCAACCGAUAAAGUAGUACCCACAAGAAGAGUAGACGUUAUCGAUCGUUAUUGUCGUCAUCGUAAUGCAACAUCUGAUACUCUUGAAUAUCUAUUGGAAUGGUCACCAGGCUACUGA